This is a messenger RNA of Papaver somniferum (opium poppy), 597 nucleotides long. RefSeq lists its product as uncharacterized. NCBI's taxonomy places the organism in Eukaryota, Viridiplantae, Streptophyta, Magnoliopsida, Ranunculales, Papaveraceae. Bases 1 to 597 code for a protein of 198 amino acids. The transcript has a single exon. The record is from RefSeq and is a predicted model, not a curated record.
AUGGAUACUUGUGAAAAAUGUUCUUCACUUAACUGUGAGCUUAGAAUCAUAAAAGCUAAAAACCUUGACUUCUCCACCAGUGGAACUAUAUCUGUAAGAUACUAUAUCUUGAAUGAAAACAACGACAGAAUUCGGCUCAAUACUCGCGAAGUGCCAUCAUCGUCUAUGUAUGAUCCAUGUUGGAACGAAUCGAUUUCACUCCAAUGUUCGAGAGAUAGAGAUGUUAUUGAUAAACUUAGUCAACAAAGUAUGGUAUUCGAGCUCCGAUCAAGAACUUCGAAAUCAAUUUUUGGCAGGUCUAAAGUUUUGGGUACUGCUGAAAUUUCAUGGCUACAAGUGUUGGAAUCACCUGAGCUUUCAAUUGAGAGAUGGGUUCCUACAAUUUCAAAACACAAUAGCAUUUCCGAGGGUUCGAAACCAGCUUCAUUGCGAAUUGGAAUGAAGAUUACAGUACCCGAAACAAUACAUACAUUGAAAAAUAAGAGCCAAGCUCGAUUUUCAUCGAAGAACUGGAAGGAGUGUGGAUGUAAACAUGGGGGGUGUACUGAUACAAACGAGGAUGUUUUUGCGGUUGCUGCAACACUAGAAGUGUUUUAG